Messenger RNA from Penicillium macrosclerotiorum, 1416 nucleotides. RefSeq names its product FG-GAP repeat domain-containing protein. The record is from RefSeq and is a predicted model, not a curated record. NCBI's taxonomy places the organism in Eukaryota, Fungi, Ascomycota, Eurotiomycetes, Eurotiales, Aspergillaceae. The coding region runs from base 1 to 1416 and encodes 471 amino acids. The transcript has 3 exons.
AUGCGUAUUGCUCUUGUUACCCUUUUGUGCGGUGCUUUGGUCACUGCGCUCUCCGCAGAAGAGGAUCUAGAAAAGUGGGGUAGGCCGAAGGGUGGGGAUAAGAUUUCCCAUGGAGGUAACAAUAUUGGCAACGGGGAUGGUGGUGGGAUCAAUAUUGACACUGGGGGUGGUGACAUUGGGGACAUUGUGGUUGGAGGUGGAGGUGGGGGUGGUUGUGACCCGGUCGCUUGUGACGCCAAGUGCGCGUCCGGCCUGACCUGUUGCAGUGGAGCCUGCGUCGACCUUAGCAACAAUCCAAGCAAUUGUGGAAGUUGUGGGAACACUUGCUCUGCUGAAUCGACUUGCUCAUCAGGCACCUGCCAAUGCACGAUUUUCCAGGGGUUCGAGGCGCAGACCACAUUUGCUGUGGGGGACUGGCCGAUCGCUGUUGCGGUGGGUGACUUCAACGGAGAUGGCAAUCCCGAUAUCGUGGCUUCGAAUAUCAACAGCAAUUCAGUGAGCGUCUUGCUCGGGACUGGAUCAGGGAGCUUCCAGGUGCAGGCCACAUUCGGCACGGUGGGCACACCGAUCGAUGUUGCAGUAGGCGACUUCAACGGAGAUAACAUUCUCGAUAUUGUGACUACAAAUCAAGGUGUUGAUCGAGUGAGCAUCAUGCUCGGUACUGGAACUGGGAGCUUCCAGCCGUCGGUCGCAUUCCCUGUGGGGUCUGUUCCGUACGGCGUUGCAGUGGGCGACUUCAAUGGAGAUGGCAUUCGCGAUCUCGUGGUUGCGAAUGUCAACAGCAAUACAGUGAGCAUCUUGCUCGGGACUGGGCCCGGGAGCUUCCUACCGCAGGCUACAUACCCCGUGGGGCCCGGACCGGCUGGUGUUGCAGUAGGCGACUUCAACGGAGAUGGAAUUCUCGAUAUCGUGACUUCGAAUCAAAGCCCCAAUACAGUGAGCGUGUUGCUCGGGACUGGAACCGGAACCUUCCAGCCGCAGGCCACAUUCCCCGUGGGCAGCCUCGGGCCACUUGAUGUUGCAGUAGGUGACUUCAACGAGGAUGGCAUUCUCGAUAUCGUGACUGCAAAUAUCAACGGCAAUUCAGUAAGCGUCUUGCUCGGAACCGGCACCGGGAGCUUCCAGUCGGCGGUCGCAUUCCCUGUGGGAUCUAAUCCGGCCCGUGUUGCAGUGAGUGACUUCAACAGAGAUGGCUACCUCGAUAUCGUCGCUACGAAUGUCAACAGCAAUUCAGUGAGCGUCUUGCUCGGUAUUGGGUCCGGGAGCUUCCAGCCGCAAGCCACAUUCCCCGUAGGGACCAAUCCGGCCGGUGUUGUAGUGGCUGACCUCAAUGGAGAUGAAUAUCCCGACAUCGUGACUGCAAAUCAGGUCAGCGAUACGGUCAGCGUCUUGCUAGGGAUCCCUUGCAGCGCUUAG